AUGUCAUCUCUGAACAUGACAAGCCAUUUGCAGGCAACAGAAAUACAUGGCACACCAGACGCUUUAGCCCUUAAUGCGGUUAAUUUAAUUAAUUUAAAAAAGUUCGUAAUGUUGGUUGGCAUUGUUGGUUCUUGUACAUUUGGAAAUCAACGCAUCGCAUCGCUCCUAAGUUCUCACUUUGGCUUUACGCCCAUUAAAAUAGUCGCACAGGAGUCUGGGGAGAUUUUCAACAGCGAACUUGAUGCCCUAUCUAUCUCCAAAAGCGAGAGCAAUAAACCCCGAUUUUUUUCUCUCCAACAAGCCUUAAAUUUUGUAACGGUUAAUUAUCACGAGAACUUUGUUUUUAUUCAUGAUCUUUCAAAUAUAAAGGUGGAAUAUGGCGCUUUUUCCACAAGGCCGUUUUACUGCAGCCUAGGUGUCAAGGUAUCUCCCGGAUAUUUCUUAAGCUUUCUGACUCAAGGCAAGGUGCAGUCUCUUCUUGAUCUGGUAAGGUUAUCCGCCAGCGCAGAGCUCGACCAUUCAACGGCUUUUGAGCUAGCCGAAAAAAUCGAAAGCGAAGAUCUUGCAUUCGACACAUUUAGCUAUUGCAACCAGGUUAUUAGCAUGGACAAAUCGCUUACACCAGCCAAUGAUGAUGUUUUACUUGAUGCGCUUGAAUCAUCCAUAUCCAGGCUGAGGAAAAAUACCCGGCCUUCGUGGGAUGCUUAUUUUAUGAAAAUAGCAAAAUUGGUUGGGCAACGAUCUAACUGCAUGAAACGACGGGUUGGUGCUAUUCUAGUUUCAAGAAAGUCUCAUCGAAUCAUCUCAACGGGAUACAACGGAACACCGGCUGGAGUCCGGAAUUGCUCUGAAGGUGGGUGCAAACGGUGCAACGAAAACACCGGAAGCGGCGCCGCUCUUUCCACUUGCCUGUGUUUACAUGCCGAGGAAAAUGCAAUCUUUGAAGCUGGAAGAGAGAGAAUUUCCCUUUACACGACAUCGGCGCUAAAUGCCGAUGAUCAGGGCGUGACAUUGUACUGCACAUCAUGCCCAUGUAUUUACUGCACGAAAAAGAUCAUUCAGGCCGGAAUAUCGGAGGUGGUGUAUUUUGAAUCUUAUUAUAUGGAUGACUUUGUAAAGUCGUGUCUAAAGGAGGCAAACAUUGAGCUCAGGAUGCUGCACGAAUAA
Mitosporidium daphniae is the source of this 1167-nucleotide messenger RNA. RefSeq lists its product as uncharacterized. Lineage: Eukaryota; Fungi; Microsporidia. Bases 1 to 1167 code for a protein of 388 amino acids. The record is from RefSeq and is a predicted model, not a curated record. The transcript has a single exon. Gene Ontology annotation, molecular function: hydrolase activity; zinc ion binding.